This is a messenger RNA of Paramecium tetraurelia, 1884 nucleotides long. RefSeq lists its product as uncharacterized. NCBI's taxonomy places the organism in Eukaryota, Ciliophora, Oligohymenophorea, Peniculida, Parameciidae. The record is from RefSeq and is a predicted model, not a curated record. The transcript is spliced from 9 exons.
AUGAGUGCAAGUGUAGCAGAUAAUGCUUCAGAAAGGGAAAUGAUUGAUUUUUCAGAAGAUGAGCAUUUGAGUUUCUUUUAUAAUAUUGAUCAAAUAUAUACUGAAUUACCAGGAGUUAUAUCUAAUUAUGGAACCUUUGCAUAGUCUUUAUAGAUUUGCAGACAAUUGAGUAAUUAGAUUAUCAGGAACUCAAUUGCCGAAGCAUAAGAGAGAUUCAUUUUAAGAAAUAUUCCUAUUAACGCAAUAAAUGAAUUAUAGGCUCAAACUAAUUUAAUAUUGAAUUGCAAUUUAAAUGAUGGAGGUAUCGAAGAGGAAACUUGUCAAUUAGAUGAAGAUUACGAACCAGAACCAAUUUAUAGUGAUAGAUGGAGAAGGAAUAGAGUUUUAGUUAUGCAGGAAGUAGAGAGUUAAGAAAAAGAAGAUAUAGAUGAAAAAUUGAACAAUGAUAAUAGCAAAUCUAUUUCGAAAUCAAAAUUAUUUGAUACUAGAAAAAAUACAGUUAGACUUCCUACUACUCCUCCUGCUCCGAAUUAAAUGGGGGCUAAGUUAAUCUAAGUUUAUCAAGAAGAAUUUGAGGAUGAAUUUGAAGAUAAACUUAGAAAUGCUAAAUUGUACGAGAUGAAGAAGAAGAAUGAAAUCGAAUAAAAAAAGAAAGAAGAUAAAUUAUAAAGCCAAAUAGAAAAGAAGGAUGGGGCCACUUAAAAAUAUACUUAUGAUUUUGAUGGGAAAAUUAUAUUGGCUAGAGCAAUUAAAAUGGAUAAAUUAUAGCCUACCAAUCAAAAAUUGAGAGUUGAGUUGAAAGAAUAAACUAGAUAAGAUCAAUAACCAAGUGUAAAGAAGGGAGGAAGAAGGGACUCAACCAAAAUCAACAGACCAUAAUGUCCAGAAUAGGAAAUACCUAAUAGAGUUAUAUAAGAACGGAGGGAUGCUGCAAAAGAAGUAAUCGGAGACAAAGCAUUAAGAAUUGAUAAAACUUCUUAAUUUCCUUAUGAAGUAUUUACAAUGAAUAAUGGAGUAAAAUUAUAUUAUGAGCAAAAAAUGAAAGAAGGGGUAAGACAUUAAAUUAGUGAUUCAGCUGAAAAUUUGUAAAUUAAAUUAUCAGGUUCUAAUUUAGUAUCUGGAGAUGACGCAGCAUAAUUUGCAUCAUAAAUUAGAUUAACAAAGGCAGAAUACUAAUUGAUAACAGACGCUCAAACCUUACAAUAAACUAGAUAAUAAUUCCUACCAUCUGAAAACAUUAAUAUUCCUGAACAUGACUAGUAAGUCACUCAACAAUCCAUUUUAUUAAAAAAAAAUAAGGCUAACCUUAGCAAUCCUAAUCAUCUUACUGACUCUAAAUAAGUCUAAUUUAAUGCUGGAAUUUCAUAGUUAAAUCCAUUCAAAAGAGAAAGUCCAAUACUAUAAUCUGCCCAAACUGAAAGAAUCUAACUUAAGAAUGUUAAAAUGAUUGAAAAUCUAAUAGUCACUGGUGUUCCUGAUACACCUAAAUCAUCAAAACCUGAUUAACCACCUACAUCUCUCCCUGAUAAUGCUUCUACUAAUCCAAUCGAUCUCUUCAAUUAAUAAUUGCUAACCCAAAAGGAAUGGGGUAAACAAGGUGGAGGCAAAACAUCUUACUUUCCUCCAGUUAAACAAUAGAAGAGAUCUUUAGAAACUAAAGCAUACAAAGGCUCAUUAGAACAAAUGUACAAAAUGCCAAGGGAGCGAUUAGUUGCUUAAACUGGAAGAACAGCGAUGAACUUUUAUAAAUAAAACUCUGAUGGUAUAUAUAUUCUUAUUAUGGGUUUUUCAGGAGCAAAGAAAAUUGGGAAGUCAGUCAGUGAUGGAUUUAUGCAAACAUUUUAUACGACUCAUACAAAAUUCAGCGAAAAACUUAGAUAAUGA